Messenger RNA from Lytechinus variegatus (green sea urchin), 1409 nucleotides. RefSeq names its product ADP-ribosylation factor-like protein 16 (gene arl16). Bases 45 to 566 code for a protein of 173 amino acids. Gene Ontology annotation, molecular function: GTP binding; GTPase activity. Lineage: Eukaryota; Metazoa; Echinodermata; Echinoidea; Temnopleuroida; Toxopneustidae. The transcript has 5 exons. The record is from RefSeq and is a predicted model, not a curated record.
UGACAUUUUGCAUUCCGAAUCGGAAUCACUAGCUCGUUUGCAAAAUGUGCUUACUUCUUGGACCUUUGGGAGUUGGAAAAACACUUAUUUUGAAGCGUUUGCAAGUUUAUUCUACAAAAGGUUCGUUUGAAAAUCUGAAUGAUGCUCCAUCAACAAUACCAACGGUUGGUACAAACCUAACCAAUGUUCAGCUCAACAAGAAGAUAGAGGUUAGAGUGAGAGAAUUAGGAGGCAUGAUGGCACCUAUCUGGCCUAACUACUUCACUGAUAGUUCUAUAGUGCUGUAUGUAGUUGAUGUAUCAAACAUGUCCCAGGUGUCCAGUGCAUGUAUCCAGCUUCUUCAAGUACUGACUGAUCCCAAACUACAAAAUGCUUCCAUCUUGGUCGUUCUGAAUAAAAGUGACCUACCUCUUCCAAUGAGCAUGCAACAGAUCCGAUCCCUGCUUCAUCUGGAUGACAUAGCAAACUCGGCUAGCCAGAGGAUAGAGGUUUUACAGGUCAGUGCACUCACAGGUCAAGGGUUAGAUGAGGUCGUCAGGUGGCUCAGCUCCAAUGCUAAGGGAUAAGAUACUUCUCGUCUACUUUUUUGUUGCACUGUGUAUAUUCAUAUGUUUACAUUUAAAGGCCUGGUCCCACUGGCCGAUGGACACAAAACAUAUUCAUAACGAAUAGUAAAAAGGAUAGGAUAGGAUAGUAACAAGCAAAAUUUUGGGGUGGUUUCAUCCGUUGUCAAUGGACAAAAUGGGCGAACAAUGAAAUCACAGUGGACAAAUGCUGGAUGGAUAUAGAGCGUAUGAAACAUGAAUGCAAAGAGUACACAAUGGAUUCAUAAUGUUUUCCAAUGGACGGCGAGAUUCUUUUCCGUUUAACAUUCUCUCUGCAUUCACGGGUGCGGUGGGACCAAGCCUUAAAUACAUAUCUUUUAAUCUGUAAAUAAUGCUGUACAGUAUUUAUGAUGUACAUAUAUUUCUGUAGUAAAGGCUGCAAAUUUGUCCAUUGACAACUGAAAGCUUUUGUUUUCAUCUUAUAUCCGUGUAUACAGCUCAUAGAGGGAUGUGAUGAAUAUGGGUUUUGAAUUUUGUUUUAUGUGCAAUAGUUGUGGUUUACAAUAUUUUUUUAUUUUUAUAUGCACUUUCAUAAGCCUUCCAUCAGAUUAUUUUGUCCUCUUUUCAAAUCACAGGGCCGUGUAACACAGAAAAGUUUUUGUUUUGGGAUUCAUCAUAAUACAGAUUUUUUCUUUGAUUGCAUUGAGCAUUGUUUGGAAUUAAAUUUCAAAAUAUUGAUAGUGUGAUCAACUGUGUCUUGGGUCCCAGGGCCCUAUAUCACAAAAGUUAACGAUUGGCAGUAUAUUUUAUUUGUACGCUUGAUUUCACACAAUGAACAGUGUAAUCAACUAUAAAAUCUUUUUU